AGAUGCAUACUUGUUCUUCUUUUAGUAGUAAACCCUCACUGAAUUAUCUCCGACAAUGGAAACCCUUAAGAAAAAUUAUCUAACAGUAGUUACCCCAAUUUUCAUCAUAAUAUUGGGUUUAAACAGUAUAUUCUGUCCUCUACUGGUAGAAUCCUGUAAUCCUAUAGAUGAAGAGGCAUUGCUUCAAUUCAAGAGUGGGAUACAGUUUGACUGGUUCCAAAGACUAGGCACAUGGGUCUCUACGACCGACUGUUGCACAGCAUGGGAAGGAGUGAUUUGUGAUCCUGACACCGGGAGAGUAACUCGAGUCAGCCGAGUUGGCUUUGUGGAUAGUGAUUUUGGUGUCGAUGGCGAUUUUGGUGUAAUAGGUACACUUUCUCCUUUCCUUGGCAACCUUACCUAUCUUCAAGACCUGUACCUAAAUGCUCUAGCUGGGUUAAGUGGUCCAAUCCCUCCUGAACUAGGGAAGUUAUCUCAUUUAACUCAUCUUUCAGUAACCUACAACAGGCUAAAUGGUUCAAUACCCGCCUCACUUGGUAACCUUCAUAAGCUAGAGUCUCUCAAUCUUGGUAAUAAUAGCCUCUCUGGCACCAUACCUUGUUCUCUUUUUCAAUCCAUGAAGUCUCUCUCAACUUUGGAGCUAGAGGGGAAUCAGUUAACUGGCUCGAUACCAUCUUCGAUUUCAAAUCUGGUUUCACUUAACCGGCUUUAUCUAAACAAAAAUUUUCUUUCUGGUAGGAUUCCACUUAGUAUUGGCAAACUAAAGAACCUCACCUAUAUAGAUGUAUCAAAUAAUUACAUUACUGGGAGUAUACCAGAUUCCAUAGGUAACCUCUCCAAAUUAAAAUCAUUAUUCCUCAACCAUAACAACCUCACUGAACCCAUACCAAAUUCUGUUGGUAAACUCUCCCGACUACAGGAUUUAUAUCUGCACCAUAAUGAAAUCACUGGAAUCAUACCCUAUUCUUUAGGUGAACUUUGCCAUCUGAAAAACUUAUACCUUGACCAAAACAACCUCACUGGACCCAUACCAACUUCUGUAGGUAAGCUCUCCCAAUUACAGAAUUUAUAUCUGGACCAUAACAAGAUUACUGGUAUCAUACCAAAAUCUGUAGGUAAACUCUACCAGCUGCAGAAUUUUUACCUCGACCAUAAUCGACUCUCUGGACCUAUUCCUUCCUCCAUAGGCGGCCUUGUUUCCUUACAGUUCAUGAAUAUCGGUCACAAUAAUUUGACAGGUGUGUUACCAUUUUCCAUAGGUAAUCUCACCCAAAUUCAGAGCAUUGUCUUAGAAAACAAUAUGAUUAAAGGAAAGUUGCCACCAACUAUGGGGCAUCUAACUGUACUGUCUGAUGUCCUGUUUUCAAAUAACCUGUUUAUUGGCCAAAUCCCUUCGAGUUUUGCCAAUCUCAACCUCUAUACUUUGCAACUGUCUAACAAUCAGCUCAUUGGUCCACUUCCUCGUCAACUUGCUAAUGGAAGCAUACACAACCUUGAUUUGUCCUACAAUCCACUUGGGUUGACGGAAUUACCUGAUUGGAUUUUCAAGUUAAAGUUGAGUAAUCUAACAUUAGCUGGGGCAGGGAUCAAAGGGAACUUGCCACAAUCAGUAUCUUCCUUCCAGUAUAUAUCUUACCUUGAUUUAUCGAGUAAUCAGAUCACAGGGAAGUUGCCUUCAUGGAUGGGCAAUAUGGGUUUUCUAAACUUCCUUAACUUUUCUAAUAAUAGAUUUUACUCUACAAUUCCUGUGGAAUUUAUAAAACUUCAUCAACUCACAGUCCUUGAUCUUCACUCAAACAACUUUUCUGGUCCUUUGGGAAUAGUUUUUAAUAAAGAAGGCUGGGAGUACGCCUCGAUUGACGUGUCUAGCAAUAGGUUCAUAGGCCCACUUGAUGAGAACUUAGGUUCCAAGCCAGCAAUGGCACGCAUAUCUUCCCUGGUAUUGUCAAAGAAUCCACUGGGAGGAACCAUACCAAAAUCAAUAGGAAACCUGACUCAACUGCAAGUGUUAGAGAUGGUGGGUAAUAGACUUUCAGGAAGAAUUCCCCAACAACUUGAACAUGCCAGUGAUUUGAUGACACUUAUGCUAUCGAGGAAUAGGUUGACUGGAAGUAUUCCAAUGGAGGUGUUGAAUUUGGAGAAGCUGCAGUUGUUUGAUGUUUCAAGGAAUCGACUCAGUGGAAGUAUACCUCCUCAUAACCCUAGCAUUCCUGCAUCUGCAUUUUCGCAAAAUCUUGGCUUAUGCGAUGCUCCGCUAUCCCCUUGUAACAGUUUGUAGUCGUAGUAUCAUGUAAACUCUGCUUAUCAGGGUAUUACACUAUCUCCGUCAAUUGUUAUCUGCAAUUUUGGGGUAUUAUUUGUGAGAUAUAAAAAAAAUCCAAAGUUGCAGAUAACAACUAACGGAUAUAGUAUUAUGGUUUUAAUCUUAUGUAGCGAAUAAUGGUUUGCUUUAACAGAGAUGGAAAUACAUUUUAGCCUAUUAUU
Molecule: messenger RNA, 2484 nt
Organism: Chenopodium quinoa (quinoa)
Lineage: Eukaryota; Viridiplantae; Streptophyta; Magnoliopsida; Caryophyllales; Amaranthaceae
Product: LRR receptor-like serine/threonine-protein kinase FLS2
Exons: 1
Coding region: 56-2278 (740 amino acids)
Molecular function (GO): protein binding
Source: RefSeq, a predicted model, not a curated record